This is a messenger RNA of Thermothielavioides terrestris NRRL 8126, 1702 nucleotides long. RefSeq lists its product as uncharacterized. The transcript has 2 exons. Bases 384 to 1568 code for a protein of 394 amino acids. NCBI's taxonomy places the organism in Eukaryota, Fungi, Ascomycota, Sordariomycetes, Sordariales, Chaetomiaceae. The record is from RefSeq and is a predicted model, not a curated record.
CGGAGCUGGAGGCGCACGACGUCGCGGCGCACCCGCUUGUUGUGAGGGUGGUAGCUUCUUCUCGGGCGGGGGCUGGGGCGGGGUCAUCGGCGGGUGGGGCGCAAGAGGGAGGGCGGGCUGGAGAGGACCGGGACGGGGCAGUCGGCGGGGAAAGGGGAGGGUUCCGGCUGAGGACGGCCAGGGAACAUGUGGUGCCCGAGUUGGCGGUUCCGUCGCCGGUGUUGGGCGGGUCGAAUCUGGAGAUGUUGAUUGCGGAAGCGGGUGAGCUGGCUGGGGCAGCCGCUGAUGGGAUGGGGGCUGUGGACGAUGCGGUGCUCGUGCCGACGGUGGAUGUUGCCGCCACCAUGGCGGGACACGUCGCGCCGGUGGGGACGCCGGUGCAUAUGGCGCUUCUGGUUGGGGAUGGCGUUCUUGGGGCGGCAUCCAUCCUGUCGCUGCCGUUGCUGGAGGGGCCAGACGUCAUCGCUGGGGCGGUUAAUUUUGCGAAGAUCGGGAAGGAAGACCUGGCACAAUGCCCGCUCGUUGCGGUCAACGUGGACGCUGGUGGCGAGGGCCUGGCGCUGUUCCGUGCCGACGUCCGCAACGCGCUGAAGUACGAGGCGCUGUGGACCGAGGCCAACGUGGGCCGGAUCAGUGAGUGGCUCAGGCGUGGUGCGCUACCGGCCGGCGAAGCGGGUAUGAAGGCACCCGUCCGGAAUCUGAUUUGCUCUUUGCUUCGGAACGCCCGGGCUGCCGUUCAGGAUGAAGAGUCACGCGAUUUGUCCUCGAAUCUGAAGGCAAAGGUCGCGCCUGGCACUGCCGCUCGUCUAGACCAAGCACUGUCUGAAUGGGCGCAGAAAGCGCAUGCCGAGUUGCAGCAGCAACUGGAUGCUGCCUUCGCCACCCGCCCGUGGAGCAAGCUUGGCUGGUGGAAGCUGUUCUGGCGAGCGGACGACGUCGGCAUGGUCACGUCGGAGCUGGUCGCGCUCCGUUUCCUUCCCGAGGCAGAAAAGGCUAUGAUAUACCUUGCUGGGCGCAUCCAAGAGGCUGGUGCUAUGGAAGGCCAGCAGGGACAGCCCAUCUACACGGGGCCAGCGUUGCCACCGCCUUUGGCUGGAGCUCGGAGUGCACACACAGUCGCACCGGAGUCUGUCAGCAAAUGGCCGACGCACAUCCCGUUCACACGGAACUAUCUGCAGGAGAAGACGGUCCCUGCACUGCAGGCUCUGGCGCAGAAGCUCGUGGUGCAGUCGGCGAGCCUAGCAGGCCUCAGCACGGCCCUGGCGGGGCUUUCCUACCUCUCUGGACUCGGGGCAUACGAGUGCGGGGCGAUUGCGGCGCUCGGCAUUGUCCUGAGCUUCCGGCGCCUGCAGCAGAAGUGGGACGCGGCCAGGGAGUACUGGGAGAGCGAGGUGCGCGAGGAAGGCCGCAAGGCGAUCCGCGCAACCGAGGCCAGCGUUGCUGAGGUGCUAGACAAGGCUGGCAAGGCUCUUGAUUCUCGAGCUGAUCGGACUGCGCAGCUGGAGGAGCUGAGGAACAUCGAAAAGGUCAUCGCACGAGCGGAGGAGGCUCUUGCGCGGAUCAAGUAGUUUUCUGGCGGCGUGGCUCGCCCUGUAUACAACAUGUACUUUUACAUGAUAGAUCCUCAGUCUCAUGGCUCGAUUAGAUCACGGGCCGAGCCAUUCCAAAGUUGACAUCUUGCCCUCGCGCGGGCAGCGCGACG